GACUCCAUUUCCCAGCAAGCUCAGCUUGUAGGGCGCGCUAUGGAGCCGCAAGUUGCAGAGCUGCAGCAGAAGAUUGAGGACACGUUGUGCCCUUUUGGCUUCGAAGUUUACCCCUUCCAGGUGGCAUGGUAUAAUGCACUCUUGCCUCCAGCCUUCCACUUGCCCCUUCCAGGACCUACCCUGGCCUUCCUGGUACUCAGCACACCUGCCAUGUUUGACCGGGCCCUCAAGCCCUUCCUGCAGAGCUGCCACCUCCAACCACUGACUGACCCUGUGGACCAGUGUGUGGCCUACCACUUGGGCCGUGUUAGAGAGAGCCUUCCAGAGCUACAGAUGGAAGUCAUCGCUGACUACGAGGUACACCCCAACCGGCGCCCCAAGAUUCUGGCUCAGACAGCAGCUCACGUGGCAGGGGCUGCUUACUACUACCAACGACAAGAUGUGGAAGCUGACCCCUGGGGAACUCAGCAUAUAUCAGGCGUGUGCAUACAUCCCCGAUUUGGGGGCUGGUUUGCCAUUCGAGGGGUGCUGCUGCUGCCAGGAAUAGAGGUGCCCGAUCUGCCACCCAUGAAGCCUCUUGACUGUGUACCUACAAGAGCUGACCGAAUUACCCUACUUGAAGGCUUCAAUUUCCAUUGGCGUGACUGGACAUACCGGGAUGCCGUGACACCCCAGGAGCGCUACUCUGAAGAGCAGAAGGCCUACUUUUCCACCCCACCUGCCCAGCGCUUUGCCUUGUUGGGCUUGGCCCAGCCCUCAGAGGAGCGUGGCUCUCCUUCUGUAGAGCUUCCCUGUACCACCCUCACACCCAAGCAGCCUCCAAAACCCAGCAGAGCCCGGGGUUGGCUCAGCCCCAGGGUCUCACCACCUACAUCCCCUGGCCCUUGAUACCCUCCUUCCCUGUGGGAUCCCUAUUUAUGACAGUGGUACUCGCUAAGACUUAUUUGACUUUGGCAAGGCAAGAGGUUUUAUUUUGGGUACAAGAUGAUUAUUUUUGAUAAAAGAAUUAUAGGUCUUCAAUUAAGAUAAGGCUCAAAGUUUUGUCAAGACACAAAUCAAAGACUAAGGCAGAUGCAGAAUUCACACCUGCUUUGGACUAUGGGAUUAUUGCCUGUUACCCUUUCUCUGCAGGGCUCUAAGACGCCUCUUGUUAAUUAAAGGGCAACCAUCCCCUAAAUAAUGGGAGCUGCCUCAUUGGGUUGUUGUGAGGACUGAAUAAAUACAUGUGAAGUACUUCUGAAA
Molecule: messenger RNA, 1242 nt
Organism: Equus quagga
Lineage: Eukaryota; Metazoa; Chordata; Mammalia; Perissodactyla; Equidae
Gene: MMACHC
Product: metabolism of cobalamin associated C
Exons: 4
Coding region: 40-888 (282 amino acids)
Biological process (GO): cobalamin metabolic process
Cellular component (GO): cytoplasm
Molecular function (GO): cyanocobalamin reductase (cyanide-eliminating) (NADP+) activity; FAD binding; demethylase activity
Source: RefSeq, a predicted model, not a curated record